Phacochoerus africanus (Common warthog) is the source of this 1522-nucleotide messenger RNA. RefSeq names its product diphthamide biosynthesis 1 (gene DPH1). Gene Ontology annotation, molecular function: 2-(3-amino-3-carboxypropyl)histidine synthase activity. The record is from RefSeq and is a predicted model, not a curated record. NCBI's taxonomy places the organism in Eukaryota, Metazoa, Chordata, Mammalia, Artiodactyla, Suidae. Gene Ontology annotation, biological process: protein histidyl modification to diphthamide. The transcript is spliced from 13 exons. The coding region runs from base 48 to 1367 and encodes 439 amino acids.
CAGCGUUCUUCUAGUGCUGUCUUUCUGGUCCCAACGUGGGCCAGCUGAUGAUGGCGGCGCUAGUUGCGGCCGAGGCCACAGAGCCCCGCGGCCGAAACGGCCCGGGCAGAGGUCGAGCCCCUCGGAGCCGCCUGGCCAAUCAGAUCCCUUCUGAGAUCCUGAACAACCCCCAGCUGCAGGCAGCCAUCCAAGUCCUGCCUUCCAACUAUAACUUUGAGAUUCCCAAGACCAUCUGGAGGAUCCAGCAGGCCCAGGCCAAGAAAGUGGCCUUACAAAUGCCUGAAGGCCUCCUCCUCUUCGCCUGUACCAUUGUGGAUAUCUUGGAAAGGUUCACAGAAGCCGAAGUGAUGGUGAUGGGUGAUGUGACCUACGGGGCUUGCUGUGUGGAUGACUUUACCGCAAGGGCCCUGGGAGCUGACUUCCUGGUGCACUAUGGCCACAGCUGCCUGGUUCCCAUGGACACCUCCACCCAAGACUUCCGGGUGCUGUACGUCUUUGUGGACAUCCGGAUAGACACCACGCACCUGCUGGACUCUAUUCGCCUCACCUUUCCCCCAGCCAGUGCCCUUGCGCUGGUCAGCACCAUUCAGUUUGUGUCCACCUUGCAGGCGGUUGCCCAAGAGCUGAAAGCUGAGUAUCGUGUGAGUGUCCCACAGUGUAAGCCCCUGUCCCCCGGGGAGAUUCUGGGCUGCACAUCCCCCCGCCUACCCAAGGAGGUGGAGGCUGUUGUGUACCUCGGAGACGGCCGCUUCCAUCUGGAAUCUGUCAUGAUUGCCAACCCCAGUGUCCCUGCUUAUCGAUAUGACCCAUACAGCAAAAUCCUGUCCAGAGAGCACUAUGACCACCAGCGCAUGCAGGCCAACCGCCAAGAAGCCAUAGCCACUGCCCGCUCAGCUAAAUCCUGGGGCCUUAUCCUGGGCACUUUGGGCCGCCAGGGCAGUCCCAAGAUUCUGGAGCACCUGGAAUCUCGACUUCGGGCCUUGGGAUUUCCCUUCGUGAGGCUGCUGCUCUCUGAGAUCUUCCCCAGCAAACUUAGCCUUCUUCCUGAGGUGGAUGUGUGGGUGCAGGUGGCAUGUCCACGCCUCUCCAUUGACUGGGGCACAGCUUUCCCCAAGCCGCUGCUCACACCCUAUGAGGCGGCAGUGGCCCUGAGGGACAUUUCCUGGCAGCAACCCUACCCCAUGGACUUCUACGCUGGCAGCUCCUUGGGGCCAUGGACGGUGAACCACGGGCGGGAGCGGCCACUCCAAGCCGCGGGCCGGCUGGCGCUGGAAGAGGUGCAGGAGGGGCCCGCGCGCCCCUCUCCAGCCGGGGCUUGCGAUGCUUGCCGCUGCAGGGACGAGAAGGUGGCGCCGCUCGCUCCCUGAGACGCUCCUUGGCCCCAGAGCCCUGCCCUGCGGAGGAGCAGCCUCGAGGCUGGUGGUUUUCAGAACAGGAGGCUGAUGUUUUCUCAGCUCUGGAAGAGCCCACCGUGUGCCGAGGUCUGGAGGAAGCCCUGGGAACGGUGGCACAGGCACUGAAG